UGUUGCUAACUUCGCCGUAGUUUUUCCCGCAGUUUGGCGUCCACCGAAUGAUAAAAGAAUUUUGUUACGGAUUUUCUAUGUAAUUAGAUCAAUAGGACAUUUCUUUAAGCAAAGGAUUUGUUUUCUAGUGAUGAUUUUAUAAUAUUAAUAUGUUGUUACCGUGAUUACUCUGUUUGGGUUCAGCUGCUGUGGAGAAAUUUGUAAACAUCGGGAACGCAGGCCCCACGUCUAUGAUUUCUUAUUGGCAUCAUGGCGGAAAUAGUGUACCCGCAAGGCUGCCGCCCAAUUACCGAUGACCUUGGACCAGACGAGCUUGUUCGGAGACUCAAGGCCUUGGCUCACACCCUCCAGGGUUUGGGCCAAGAUGAAGGCAUGUACCAGCAGUUCAUACCGCUGGCGCUGCACCUCGCGGACGACUUCUUUCUCACGCACCCGUCGCGCGACGUGCAGUUGCUCAUCGCAUGCUGCAUCGCUGAUGUGCUUCGCGUGUACGCACCGGAGGCACCGUACAAGGAUCAAGAACAGGUGAAAACGAUAUUCCUGUUUCUGAUCAACCAACUCCAAGGUCUCCGGGACCCAAAAGACCCAGCGUUCAAACGGUAUUUCUACCUGCUGGAAAACCUGGCUUAUGUCAAGUCUUUCAACAUGUGCUUUGAGCUGGAAGACUGUCAGGAGAUAUUCUGUGCCCUGUUCUCUCUUAUGUUUAAGAUUGUCAACACUGAACACUCGUCGAAAGUAAAGUCCUUUAUGUUGGAUGUUCUGUGCCCGCUGAUCACGGAAUCGGACGUGGUCUCGAAUGAACUCCUGAACGUCAUUUUGAUGAACCUGGUGGAGCCGAACAAGCGCGAACAUAAACACGCGUACGCGCUCGCCAAAGAGCUUAUAGUUAAGACCAGUGAAACUUUGGAGCCCUACAUACAGGCGUUCUUUAAUCAUGUUCUAAUAUUGGGAAAAGAAGAAAGGAAUCUUGUUAUAUUUUCGAAAGUAUAUGAAUUAAUAUAUGAAUUAAAUCAAUGUUGCUCGUCCGUAUUACUAGCAGUACUGCCACAGUUAGAGUGUAAACUAAAGUCCGCUCAGUUCCAAGAGCGAUUAAGCGCUGUAGCAUUGCUCGCCAGAAUGUUCUCAGAGCCGGGGUCACAGCUUGCCAAGCAGUAUCCAGCGUUAUGGCGGGCAUUUCUCGGCCGAUUUAACGAUAUCUCCGUGCAAAUUAGGAUCAAAUGUGUCCAAUAUUGCAUGCAUUUCCUCGUACACCAUCCUGACUUGAGGAAAGAUAUCACAGAAACGUUAAAGCUGAGACAGCAUGACGCUCACGAACAAGUUCGUUACGAAGUGGUCAUGGCUAUAAUAGCGACCGCUCAAAGAGAUUUCCAAGCUGUGGCCGAGUCGGAAGACUUGCUGCAUUUUGUUCGAGAAAGGACUUUAGACAAGAAGUUCAAAAUCCGUAAAGAAGCCAUGUCUGGCUUGGCGAUGAUAUACAAGAAAUUCUUGACAGAAGAAUCUGUGCCACCUGCAACUGAACGAGCCGUCCAGUGGAUCAAAGACAAAAUCCUUCACGGGUACUACAUGACAGCUUUAGAGGACAGAUUGCUGGUGGAGAGACUGCUGAAUACCUCACUGGUUCCUUAUACACUGCCUGCGCCGGUCAGGAUGAAGAAGCUCUUUUAUUUAAUGUCUAAUGUCGACGAUAACGCCACGAAAGCGUUCAUAGAGUUGCAGAAACAUCAGUUGGCGGUGCGUAGGUCAGUCGCGGAAUGGGUUGAUCUGCACAGGAAACCGCCGACGCCUGCUGUGCAGAAGGAAAUGAUUGCUAAAGUUUUACACAUUAGUUCCAAAUUUUUACCGGAAUCUGUGAAAGCGCAGGAGUUCUUAAAUAAAUUCUCUGGGCACAUGAAGAAAGCGCCCGAGUUGUUGCAAGGGAUGGAGACGAUUUUGAGUCCAAAUGUCAGCUGUGAAGUUUGUGUGCGCACUACAUCCAAUGUUCUCAAGAAGCUCGGUCAACCGGUGAUGACAAACCUCUAUUACAACACAGUGAAGAUGCUCCUUGAGCGAGUGAGCUCUGUGAUGGUGGAUCAUGAGUCCCUGCUUAUACUUGUUGGUUAUGUGGAGGGAGCUGUCAAGGGCACGGAUUCCUCCAUUGCUGAAGAAUGCGGGAUCGACAUAAAGAAAGCGGCGGAGCGUGGCCUGAAGCUGCUGGUGAUGCUGUCGUUCGUGUUCCCGGCGCACUUCCUGCACGAGGACGUGCUGAGCCGCCUCACGUCGCUGCUGGAGAUGGACGACGAGACCGUGGCGCCGCACAUCCUCGCCGCGCUCACCUUCCUCGGCAAAUAUAGACCAUUGGGUGAAGCAUGCCCGACACUGUUCCCGAAAUUGAUAACUCUCUGCAAGGCAUAUGCUGAAGUUGGAACACCGAAACAGGCUAAAAACGCUGUCAGGUGUCUAUUCGUAAACGUUCCGGAGCAGCGGACACAGAUCUUCACUGAAAUACUGGAGACGCUAAAGACGACUCUGAGCCCGCACUCAGAACACUACCGCACGGCCAUCGUCACACUCGGACACAUCGCGCACAACCUGCCCGAGAGCUUCCCCGUUAUCAUCAAGAACAUUGUCUCUAGGAAGAUAGUGAAAGAAUUACUGGUCAGAGAAGGCGGUGGAGGCUCGAACGCGCCAGAAGGCGAGUGGUGCGAUGAGGAGGACUUGCCGGAAGAGACUCGCUGCAAACUAGAAGGACUCAAAUGCAUGGCCCGCUGGCUCUUGGGACUCAAGAGAGAUGAACUGUCUGCUCAGAAGACAUUUAGGAUGCUCAACGCUUUUAUCAUACACAAAGGAGAUUUAUUACAGCAAAAGCGCGUGUCGGCCGCGGAAAUGUCGCACUUGCGGCUGGCGGCGGGCGCGGCCAUGUUGAAGAUCUGCGAGCAGAAGGGCGUCGGCGACCAGUUCACCGCCGACCAGUUCUACAACCUCUCACAUCUCAUGGUGGAUGAUGUACCACAAGUGCGAGAAGCAUUCGCUGCUAAAUUACAUAAAGGUUUAUCGAAGGGUAUACCAAACAAAUGUCUGCCGUUGGACUUCAUGGGCAUGUACGCACUGGCGGGCCGCGAGCCGGACAAGCGCAUCCGCGGCCUCGUGCGCCAGUACAUGCUGGCGGACGUCGUGCGGCGCCGCGAGUACGUGCGGAACAUCACCAUGGGCACCAAAGUUGAACGCGCAGUGAGCCAGUUGCCGCACAUCCUGCCGGACUACAUGAUGGUGUUCGCGGUGCCGGUGCUGGCACACGACCCUGCCUUUGUAUCCUACGAUAACGUGCCACAGCUCAAAGUGGUAAAACAAUGCCUGUGGUUCGUUCUGGAGCCGCUCAUAACCCGCAACGAUUUCUACUGCUACGGCUUCUACAAGAGCCUCGUGGAGCGGAUGAAGAUGCACAAGGAUGCUCUUAAUGAAAUGGACGAUACUAUGAACUAUAAACUUUGGGCCACGUGCGACCUGGCGAUGUCGGUGAUAUGGACGCGGUCGACCAGUUUCGAGAUGCGCGAGUUCCCCACGGACGCGCGCAUCCCCACCAUGUACUUCGCGCCGCAGCCUGACUACUUUGUCAACACACGCGUGUUCUUACCUCCAGAACUACAGUUCCAACCUAAGAAGCAGGGCUCAGCGGCAGAUACAAACUCCCGCGGCGCCAAGAAACGUGCGCGCGCAGUCGACGACAAGGAGUCUGAAAACGCGAAUGACGUUGAGCCCUCAGAAGCAUCAGACACUCAGAUAAUACUGCCCGGCUUGGAACAGCCCCCGGAAACAGAGCUAGAAGAACCGCUGGCCAAACGUGUGUUGAGCGACUGAGCGCCCCAAACCCAGGGCUGAAGUCCAAUGUGAACCCACGAGGUUUGUUUUAUAACUUUGCAAUCGGUGGCAAUGUCUAAAUUAUUGUAUACUUACUGCCAUAAUCUGUGAAAUAUCAUUUUUUUUGUUAAACUGUGUAUUAUUUGUGGUAACACCUAAAUCAAAUCAAAAACAUUUGAAUUCAAAUUUCAACAUACUGCUUAAACUAAUAACAAUACAAACACCUACGUGGUAGGGGGGCAUCUCUUACACGUAGGGUGUCUGUAGUGUCUUGAGACCCUACUACCACCCUUAAAGAAGGAAUAUUUUAAUAUUGUUUUAUAUGUUAAUAUUGAAAUACUACUUUAACCUGUAAUAAAUUCUAUUUGGUUUGACUCGACUUGUCCAAGAAUGUUUCCGGCCUUAUCGAAUGGGCUUUGUAUAAGACUACAUCUCACCAGCGUUGAUAAAAGUCGAACGUUGAUACGCUUCAGCGUUAACCUUAUAAUAUAUUGUUUUAAGGGUUAAGUGUGACCAUGUCCAUACAUCUAACUGGUAAGUGGUAGCGCUCCAAAUGGAAACGUUGCGAAGUUAAAAUCGGUGGUACAGAAUUUUUGACUUUAAAUCUAGUAUCUUUAAGGUUAGUUUUACAGUGACAUAAUCGUUUUUUGACUCUCCAAUUAUUCUAUCAAUGUUGGUGAGUUGAGAAAACAGUUGAAUCCCACGAUCUAUCUACAGUCUAAAUUCUUGUCCUUAAUAUUUUCAGACAUACCAAAGAGGCUGGCUAUAAAUUCUCUUUUAAUCUGUGACAAUAUCUAAAUAUUAAAUUUUAUACUGCAAAUGCAUUGCCAAUAAAGUUUUGUUUAGACUUUGUAAUUAUAUUGCACUACAUCGAUGUCUGAUAUACCAACUUCUUUUAUCAAAGACUAAUCUGUGACAAUUUCUGAUAUAAUUUGUGACGAAAUGGCAUAUCUUGCUCUGCCUAACUAUACUAGUAUUUUUUAUUUGAAGAUCUUUAGCGUUAAGUCUCGCCCAAUUUCAAAUUAUCUUAAUUUGUUCAGGCUGUUUUGUAAUCUAUGGUGUGAACGAAAUAUUAUAAUUCAUUAAAAUUUUAAAUUAUGUGUAUUUUUUUAUUCAUAAAAAUUGAUGUUCUAGAAAGGUUAUGUAUUUAUUAUCUUUAAACUGAAACCAUGAAAAGUUUAACCAGAUCUGUAAUUUUUGUUUCACAAAAACGUUUCAAUCUCAGGUACAUUUAAAGUAGAAAUUUCAGCACUGCAACAUUUUUAAAUCAACACUUCUUUUUCUCUUUUUAAAGCCACGUUUAUGAAUACAAAACCAUACCGGUUUCCGUCGUUUUAAAGCUCUAGGGAAUUCAAUCAGUUGGUCUAGUCACAAUUUAAACAAAAUGAACCCUUUUUACGUGUAUUGAAGAUGAUGUCUUUGCAAUUUCUAAAUUACACUGAUGCCCUUCAGUGUAUUUAGACCUAUAAAUUGGUGACAUCACUGAGCAAAUCUAAAUUUUGAACUGAGCACUAAUAGUUGCAACACAUUUAUCUUCAAGAACUCUUAGAUCUAAAGUAUAAAAUCAAUAUUCCUUUUUCUUCCUAUAGUAUUAACCCUUAAGCAAGAAAAGGACAGCCUAACGGAAUUUGGCGUUUUGACUAGACUUACGGUAUCAUUACGCUUAAACAAUGGAAGACUGGCUAUUUAUAUCCCGAUUUAUAUCUAAACACAAGGACAUAAGACUCACAUUAGAUUAAUAUAACCUUAAUACGAGGAUAAGACAUAAUACUUUGAGAUUUGGGAAGUUUCUUUCUUAUUUUGUUUUGCGUGCUGACAACUCAAUGGACGGGAAAAAUCAUGCAUAAUGAUAAUAAUUAUUAUUGUCUCAUCAUCAUUGUCUGUGUCAUCAUGUUUUAUUUCGUGUGAAAGAUUUUUUGUUAGUGUAUACUAGGUGAACGGGGACGUGUUCAAAUAGACCAAUCAUGUUAUUGUUAGAUUUUUUCACGUUAUCUGUCGAUAGUUUGAUUAGUCGAAAUCACGUCUACGCUUCGCUUAGCUCCGCUUUAGUGGAAUCGCACCCUCAUUGGUGAUAAUUUUCGUAGUAAAAUUCGAAACGAUUUUUAAACUGAAUAUGGAAUGCAAAGCUUUUUAUGCUGAUGAGUUUUCAAUGGAUUUAUCGCGCGGUGUAACUAGAACUCUUGUAAUUUGCAACUUGUUACUAGAUAUCUAUGGCAUAUUCAAUUUUCCGAAAACGUUCCGAAUUUUGAUUUACUAUGGUAUAAAAAAAGGCGUCGAAUAUUAUUAUUUGCCUAGAAUUACGGAAAAAAUGGCAAUAUUGAGACUUUAUUGAAUAGUACAAUAAAAAUUAUUGGUUCGAUCUAUUAAGCUGGUCCAAAAUCAUAUAGGUUUUUUAAAUUUUUAAUAAAAAUCAUUAAGUAAAAUUUUAAUUUAAUAUUUAAUUCAAACAAAUUAUUGUGAAUCAGAUUUUUCACUGUUUAUGAGAGUAUUUCCCAUAAAUACAUGACAGAUUUUUUACUGUUUGCGUCCUUGUAGUUACGUAAACCACGCACGAGAUCAAUUUUCAAUCACUUUUUGAAUUAUAAUUAUGACUAUGACAAAAUAAUGUUAUUUACUAAAAUAAGUUCAUAAGGCAAAGUAUCCGGAGUUACGUGAAUUUACAUUUCUUUACCCGUUGUUCUUUUAUUCCUUCUUGUUGCUUUAUAU
This is a messenger RNA of Maniola jurtina (meadow brown), 6540 nucleotides long. It is a transcript of the gene pds5, whose product is annotated as sister chromatid cohesion protein PDS5 homolog B. Gene Ontology annotation, biological process: mitotic sister chromatid cohesion; DNA repair. The transcript is spliced from 19 exons. Gene Ontology annotation, cellular component: nucleus; chromatin. The coding region runs from base 250 to 3834 and encodes 1194 amino acids. The record is from RefSeq and is a predicted model, not a curated record. Lineage: Eukaryota; Metazoa; Arthropoda; Insecta; Lepidoptera; Nymphalidae.